This is a messenger RNA of Necator americanus (New World hookworm), 453 nucleotides long. RefSeq lists its product as uncharacterized. NCBI's taxonomy places the organism in Eukaryota, Metazoa, Nematoda, Chromadorea, Rhabditida, Ancylostomatidae. The coding region runs from base 1 to 453 and encodes 150 amino acids. The transcript has 3 exons. The record is from RefSeq and is a predicted model, not a curated record.
AUGAUUGAUGACAUUCACACUGUUUCGAAACUCAUUGAGAUAUCGCGGGAGUACAAAAUGCCGCUAUGUCUCACCUUUGUUGACUUAAAGAAGACCUUUGGCUCAGUCGAGACACAAGCGGACAUGGAGGCUUUGUAUAACCACGGUGUCCCUACUAAGUACAUAAAGCCGAACCUGCAAAAGACGAUGUUCAUGCGUAACGGAUGGGUUUUUUAUGCUCCAUUCACGCUCAACGGAACGAACAUAUCCGAAUGCAUCAGCUACGUUUAUCUGGGUCGGAGAAAUAAACAUGAAGAACGACCUGACUCCCGAACUGGGCAGGAAAACCUGGACAUCUCGCAAGCAGAAAGAAAGUGUUCUGAACGGUUAUUCAAAAUAGCGAUGCUCGCCAUAGGAGUAUCUCGCUCUACGCAAGUGAGGGACGAGAUUCGAAGUUCUGUCCUACGUCAGUGA